This is a messenger RNA of Durio zibethinus, 3213 nucleotides long. Its product is annotated as putative protein S-acyltransferase 19. Lineage: Eukaryota; Viridiplantae; Streptophyta; Magnoliopsida; Malvales; Malvaceae. The record is from RefSeq and is a predicted model, not a curated record. Gene Ontology annotation, molecular function: protein-cysteine S-palmitoyltransferase activity. Gene Ontology annotation, biological process: protein targeting to membrane; peptidyl-L-cysteine S-palmitoylation. Gene Ontology annotation, cellular component: Golgi apparatus; endoplasmic reticulum.
UUUAUUAUGACAGAAACAACCAGGAGAGGAAAGGGAAGCCUCGGCCGAAGACUUUGGUUAGACCAACAACCAAAAUCAAGAAUAAUUGGUGGGAUCCACCAAACCACAUCCAACAUUAAACUCAAACACUAAAAUUAUAUCGGAAGAUGAUAUAUUAUUGCCAGUAACUCAGCACAGCAUCUCACAAACUCACCAGUUAUUACCAGAGGCGACUCUAUCUCUCUCUCUGUCAACGAUUUACCCUUUUUGUCAAUUUCUGUGUUUAUUCUUCUUUUUCAAAAGUUUUUCAGUUUAUUCUUUCCUUUACUUCGCUUCGCUCUCACCCUUCCCUUUAAAGCUGCUCUCUUCUUUUCUCUUUUUCUUCCUUUACUAACUCUGACUUCCAACUAACCAUUUUACUAACAUUCCCUCAUUUUACUUUUUUUUUUAAUCUUUUUUUUUUUUGGGCUCUUAGUUUGGUUUUUCGUUGCAAAGAAGGAAACCCAUUUCCCUUCUCUUUCUUUGUCUCCCAAAACUGUUCUUUUUCUUUUUAUGAGUCUCGGGGUCUCCCUUUGUUUGUUGUUAGGGUUUGGGUUUUCAGGGUAGGGGGAGGGUGUGAAUUUUGAGGGCAGUUAUGGUGAGGAAACAUGGAUGGCAACUACCUGCUCACACCUUUCAGGUUGUUGCAAUUACUGUGUUUUGCUUGUUAGUGGUUGCAUUUUAUUCUUUCUUAGCUCCUUUCCUUGGAGGGCGUAUAUGGGAAUAUGCCUUGGUUGCGGCUUACUCGCUGGUGGCACUUCUUGUUUUUGUUCUUUAUGUUCGGUGUACUGCAAUUAACCCUGCUGAUCCUGGCAUCAUGUCGAAAUUUAAUGGUGGAACAAACAAACUUGAUAUAAAGCAUGGGUUAUCAGUGAAGGAUUUGCCCAGAAAAUUUGAUGAAUUUGGCAGUGGGCUGCAUACAUCCCCAUCAACAGUUUCCAGAAGUUCCAUUGCAGCACCAAACUCCAGUAAGAAAGGUUUGGUGGGAGAUACUGGAACAAUAGAGGCUCCAGCACAGUCUGCAACCGGGAAAUCUUGUUGCAUUGGAGGAAUCUUUUGUGCCAUAUUUGUUCAUGAAGAUUGUCGCAAACAGGAAGGGGCUGCUGAGCAUGGCAGUGAAGAUGCUUUGUUCUGCACAUUGUGCAAUGCAGAGGUGCGCAAGUUUAGUAAACAUUGUAGAAGUUGUGAUAAAUGUGUGGAUGGUUUUGAUCAUCACUGCCGGUGGCUAAACAAUUGUGUAGGACACAAAAAUUAUGUCACAUUCAUCUCUCUCAUGGCCAUCAGUGUUGUUUGGCUUGUCAUGGAGGCUGUUGUUGGUAUUGCUGUCCUAGUUCGUUGCUUUGUUAACAAGAAGGGCAUGGAGACUGAGAUUAUUGAUAGGCUUGGAAAUGGUUUUUCUCGUGCUCCUUUUGCAACAGUUGUGGCUGUAUGUACUGCAGUUUCUAUCCUGGCUUGUGUACCUCUGGGUGAACUUUUCUUCUUCCACAUAAUACUAGUCAGAAAGGGUAUUACAACCUAUGAGUAUGUUGUGGCAAUGAGAGCAGUGAGUGAAGCACCUGCUGGAGCAUCGGUAGAUGAGGAAUUGGCAAAUGCAAUGUAUUCGCCAACUGGAUCAGCUACAACUGGCAUGAGUGGUGGAAGUUCUCUGGGCCUGCAGUACAAGGGGGCAUGGUGUACCCCUCCUAGAGUUUUUGUGGAUUAUCAGGAUGAAGUUGUGUCCCAUCUGGAGCCUGGAAUGGUCCCGUCUACUGUUGACCCAGAUGCAGCUGGUUUUGCAGAAAGAGGGCACAAGGGACCCAAAAGGGCUGUUCGUAUUAGUGCAUGGAAGCUUGCGAAGUUAGAUUCUAAUGAUGCCAUAAGGGCAGCAGCCAGAGCAAGAGCAUCUUCGUCUGUUCUACGGCCUGUUGACAAUCGUUGUUUAGCAGAUCCUGAACUAAGUUCUAGUGGCAACAUGAGCAUAAGAAGUAGUGUUAGCACAGAUACAGGUGCAAAUAAAGAGAUAAAGAAUGACCGGAGAUUAUCACCAUUAAGAAACUCUUUUGCACGAAGUCAAGGUAGCCGUGAUGAGUAUGAAACAGGAACUCAAAGUGCAAGUAGCUUCAGCAGUCCAAGCUACAUUCAUGAGUCAGUCACACUUAGUCCUCUACCACAAACUCAAGGUGAUCAUUUUAAUACAGCUACCUCUGCUCCUGGCAUCCCUGAUCGUACCUUUAUGUCUAAGGCAGCUUUUCCUGCUAUCAACAAUCCCAUCACACAGGCCCCUUCAGGAUCUGAUGAAAAGGUAAUGUAUAAGGGUGGUAUUAGUGAUCCAUUGUUGCUUUCAGCUCCUGCUAUUUCCCUACAUAGAGAUGUCAAAAGGACAUCUGUUGUCUGGGAUCAAGAGGCUGGAAGGUAUGUAUCAGUCCCUGUCUCUGCAACAGAACCUCGGAACAGAUCAUCCAUGCAAAUGGGUUUGCCAAAUUCUAGUGGGGAAACUAGCACGCAGGGUAGAAGGGAGGUUUUUCCACUGCAGGAAUCUACUUUGGCAGCAAAGGCUCCAGUGCAACAGGCAGAGAAGCUGUUGUACACAGGAGACUCUAUUUUCUUCGGUGGCCCACUUUUGAGUGUUCCAGUUAGGGAUAGUCUGAGAAAUGAUAAGGGUUUGGAUUCAAGGGAGGCUCAAGAAAGAGUAGCUCUGAACUUGCCUCGAGAGUCUAGAUUCAAAAGGGAUUCAGUGUCAAACCAACUUCCUGUGUUUGUCCCUGGAGGUUCUGAAAACAGCUCUGCAUCUGUUUCUGGUUUGAAGUAGAUUCCAAUUUGACUCCUAACAAAGUUUCUGUACGCAAUUUUCCUAGAAUCAUCAAAGAUUAAUGAUGAGAGGGUAAUGGAAAUUGAAGAAACCUCUCGGAUGAGCUCCUUGUGCAUUGGAAUCUUGCAAUUUUGUGCUUUUGCAAACUAGAUUAUUUUGCAUGGUUCAAGUGGUCUCUUCUUGUGGUGAAAUUUGUGAAGUGAUGUCAAGAGGUGUCUCUCUAUUGAAACUGGGCAAAGGUGUUUCCAAAUUCCAUAUGCUUUAACCAAGCUUCAUGGGGAUUAUGAAUAUUUUAUUUGUCAAACUUUAGGAAUCAAAGCCCAUGGGAUUUCUAUUAUAAUGCUUUUCUCUAUUCUGUUCUUCCAGAAACAAAAAAAAAAAAAAUCUAUUAUCCUCCAAAAUUUUUG